CAGCUGACGAGAGACAGUGGAUCGUUUGAUUUCAGCGGGAGCAGACUGGCGGCAGAGAGGAAAGCUGAAUGGAGUCGCCGAGACAAGGACGCUCGAAAAUUCUCGCGGUGCUCUCGACAUGGCUGCUGCUGGCCGCGCUGCCGGGUGCAAUCGCCUCUUACAGCGUCGGCGUGGGCAGAGCAGACACCACUGGACCCGUCGCUGAAAUCGUUUUUAUGGGCUACGCGAAAAUGGAUCAGAAGGGAUCAGGACUUCAUCUUCGAACGUUCUCCCGUGCAUUCAUCAUCGACGAUGGCGAGGAGAGAUUCGUCUUUGUCAGUGUCGACAGCGCAAUGAUAGGAAACGGCGUUCGUCAAACGGUAAUUCCACAAAGAAACUUGAAGCCUUCUUUCUUCCCUCGUUCUUCCCUCGUCCUUCCCUUGACAGAAAUUUCCAAUCGCCAAUUGGAAAUGCCAAAUGAACCUCCAAGUCGAAUCCACCGUGAUUUCUCUCCGCCUAGAUAUCUAUUAUUAUUAAUCUCUUGGUCGAUUGUAGAUAAGCAGUAAUUUAAAUAGUUUAAUUGGAGACUUUUCUCGAGAUAUUGGAUCGAGGAGGAUAGAUUAUACAUCAAUCUUUCAACGAUCGCGGUAGUAAUAAUCAUCAGCGUUCGUUUGAUAAUUGAAAUAGCUCGUGUUCUUGACAUUUCGACGUUCCAUUAGUCGCCGUGGUACGACAGAAAUAACCA
Molecule: messenger RNA, 724 nt
Organism: Frieseomelitta varia
Lineage: Eukaryota; Metazoa; Arthropoda; Insecta; Hymenoptera; Apidae
Product: neutral ceramidase-like
Exons: 2
Coding region: 69-545 (158 amino acids)
Biological process (GO): sphingosine biosynthetic process; ceramide catabolic process; long-chain fatty acid biosynthetic process
Cellular component (GO): extracellular region
Molecular function (GO): N-acylsphingosine amidohydrolase activity
Source: RefSeq, a predicted model, not a curated record